UACGAGACUGUUUUUGUAAAGGACAGUUCGGAGGGCAGUUCAAGGGCAGAGGAAAUUAAAGUGUACAGCAUACGGGAGAGGUUACCGAUAGUGUUGGGCAGGUGCCGGCUAAUCAUCGCUUAGAACGUUAAGUUUGUGAGAUUUAACCAGAUAAAUUCUAUUUAAAAGAAUCAUGGGUGAUAAAAGUGCUUCUAAACUGACAAGAGAGCAAGAGUAUACGUUAUUAGAUCAUUUAAGUGUGCUAGAUAUUGAUGCACCACCAUCAAACUGCAGACUUACUGGCAUUAUCUGCACCAUUGGGCCAUCGUCUAGGGAUGUUGGCAUGCUUGUGGAUAUGAUUAAUGCUGGGAUGAAUAUUGCACGAAUGAAUUUUUCUCAUGGAACGCAUGAUUAUCAUGCUGGCACAAUAAAAAAUGUUCGGGAGGCUGUAAAAAUAGUGAGUGAAGAUCUUGGUAUACCAUCAUAUCCAGUUGCUGUUGCAUUGGAUACAAAAGGACCUGAAAUAAGAACAGGCUUGCUUUCUGGGGGAGCAUCUGCAGAGGUAGAGAUAAAAAAAGAUACCACUGUUAAACUUGUGACUAAAGAUGAAUAUAAAGAAAAUUGUUCAGCUGAUGUAAUUUAUGUGGAUUAUAAAAAUAUAACUAAAGUGCUUGUACCAGGCAAUAGAGUUUUCAUAGAUGAUGGUCUCAUCUCUUUGGUUGUCAAAGAAUGUGGAUCUGAUUACCUUAUUUGCUCUGUUGAAAAUGGCGGUAUGCUGGGUAGCAAGAAAGGUGUGAAUCUUCCUGGAGUGAUAGUAGAUUUGCCUGCUGUGUCUGAAAAAGAUAAAGAAGAUCUUAAGUUUGGAGUUGAACAAAAGGUAGAUAUGGUAUUUGCAUCAUUCAUCCGCAAUGCAGCUGGUGUUAGAGAAAUAAGAAACAUAUUGGGUGAAGAAGGAAAAGGCAUUAAAAUUAUCUCUAAAAUAGAGAAUCAUGAAGGUGUAAAAAAAAUAGAUGAAAUUAUUGAAGAAAGUGAUGGAAUAAUGGUUGCCAGGGGUGAUCUUGGAAUUGAGAUACCUCCUGAAAAAGUAUUUUUAGCUCAAAAGAUGAUGAUAGCAAAAUGUAAUAUGCUGUGCAAACCAGUCAUAUGUGCUACACAGAUGCUGGAAAGUAUGGUAAAGAAACCAAGACCAACAAGAGCUGAGAGUUCUGAUGUAGCAAAUGCUGUGCUGGAUGGAGCAGAUUGUGUCAUGUUGUCUGGUGAAACAGCUAAAGGGGAUUAUCCACUUCAGGCAGUAAAAAUGAUGCAUGCCAUUUGUGUAGAAGCUGAAGCAGCAAUUUUCCAACGACAUGUUUUUAUCGAACUGAGUAUGAAAACUCCUGUACCAACAGACUCAACGCAUACAGUGGCUAUUGCUGCAGUGAAUGCAUCAAUGAAGUGUUUAGCAUCUGCAAUUGUUGUUAUAACAACAACUGGAAGAACAGCACAUCAAGUUUCAAAAUAUAGGCCGAGGUGUCCUAUCAUUGCAGUAUCACGACUUACUCAAACUACUCGUCAAGCACAUUUAUGGAGAGGAAUUUUACCUCUACAUUUCACAGGAGAGCGCCUUCCAGAUUGGCCCCAUGAUGUUGAUGUGAGAAUUCAAUUCGCUAUAGACUUUGGGAAGAAACGUAAAUUUAUAAAUUCUGGUGAUGCAGUUAUUGUUGUUACUGGAUGGAGAAAAGGUGCUGGUGCAACAAAUACAAUGCGUGUUGUUUAUGUAGACUAAUUUGCUUUGAACAUUUGUAUAUUAGUUUCACCUACAAACUUUAUCAGUUACUAUACUUUACAAGUUAAAAAACUAUGGCUAAGCUUCUAUUCAUCAAGUAAUUUUGGACCAGUGGGUUUGACAUGCCAUAUAAAAUUUAGUGUUAGCAUUAAAAAGAUCUGAAUGUUAAUAUGUAAUCUAUGUCAGUUACCUUGUAAAACAGCUUGUUAAAAUUUUAUGUUCAUCAUGUUGAAAUAAAGUAAUACUGAAACUAA
Stegodyphus dumicola is the source of this 1998-nucleotide messenger RNA. Its product is annotated as pyruvate kinase PKM-like. Gene Ontology annotation, biological process: glycolytic process. The record is from RefSeq and is a predicted model, not a curated record. Gene Ontology annotation, molecular function: potassium ion binding; magnesium ion binding; pyruvate kinase activity. NCBI's taxonomy places the organism in Eukaryota, Metazoa, Arthropoda, Arachnida, Araneae, Eresidae.